This is a messenger RNA of Saccharomyces eubayanus, 843 nucleotides long. RefSeq names its product nucleotidase (gene SDT1). Gene Ontology annotation, biological process: pyrimidine nucleobase metabolic process; nucleotide catabolic process. The transcript has a single exon. Lineage: Eukaryota; Fungi; Ascomycota; Saccharomycetes; Saccharomycetales; Saccharomycetaceae. Gene Ontology annotation, molecular function: nucleotidase activity. The coding region runs from base 1 to 843 and encodes 280 amino acids. The record is from RefSeq and is a predicted model, not a curated record.
AUGACUGUUGAAUAUACUAAUUCAGAUUUGGCCACGUACCAAAAUGAAGUGAACGAACAAAUUGCCAAAAAUAAGGCACAUCUCGAUUCUUUAACCCAUCCGGGUUCAAAAGCAACAUUCUCCGUUGACCAAGACAAUUCUGCCACAUUGCAAGACCCGGACUCAAAGGUGUUUUUCUUUGAUAUUGAUAACUGCCUUUAUAAAUCAUCUACCAGAAUCCAUGAUCUCAUGCAACAGUCUAUAGUGAGAUUCUUCCAAACACAUUUGAAGCUAGCCCCUGAAGACGCUCAAGUAUUGAACAACACCUACUACAAGCAAUACGGUCUUGCCAUCAGAGGACUUGUGAUGUUCCAUAAAGUGAACGCACUGGAAUACAACCGUCUUGUGGACGAUUCUUUACCCUUACAAGAUAUUUUGGAACCUGACAUACCUUUGAGAAACAUGUUAUUGAGGUUAAGGCAAUCCGGCAAAAUUGAUAAAAUGUGGCUUUUCACCAAUGCAUAUAAAAACCAUGCUCUAAGAUGUGUGAGAUUACUGGGUAUAGCGGAUCUAUUUGACGGAUUAACAUAUUGUGAUUAUUCUAGGACGGAUACGUUAGUCUGUAAGCCCCAUAUUAAGGCGUUUGAAAAGGCCAUGAAAGAAAGUGGGUUGACGAAUUACGAGAAUUCUUGGUUUAUCGAUGAUAGUGGGAAAAACAUCGAGACCGGCAUUAAAUUGGGAAUGAAACAAUGCGUACAUUUAGUGGAAAAUGAAGUUAAUGAAAUUCUAGGACAAACACCAGAAGGCGCCAUAGUCAUUAAGAAUAUAUUGGAGUUACCGGAUGUUGUACCCGACCUAUUUUAA